Messenger RNA from Ipomoea triloba (trilobed morning glory), 1003 nucleotides. Its product is annotated as eukaryotic translation initiation factor. Gene Ontology annotation, biological process: translational initiation. The record is from RefSeq and is a predicted model, not a curated record. Gene Ontology annotation, cellular component: cytoplasm; eukaryotic translation initiation factor 4F complex. Gene Ontology annotation, molecular function: RNA 7-methylguanosine cap binding; translation initiation factor activity. Lineage: Eukaryota; Viridiplantae; Streptophyta; Magnoliopsida; Solanales; Convolvulaceae. The transcript has 5 exons. The coding region runs from base 53 to 658 and encodes 201 amino acids.
CCGAUUGCAAAACUACCUCUGUGAUUCUGGAACCAGAGAUCUAUAGCACGAAAUGGCAACCGAGACGGCAGCUGAAUUGACGGAGGCUCCUGCGGCACCGGUGGCCGAGACGGCGUCCAAACAGCCGCACAAGUUGGAGAGGAAAUGGGCGUUCUGGUUUGACAAUCAGUCAAAGCCUAAGCAAGGCGCCGCCUGGGGCAGCUCUAUGCGUAAGGUCUACACCUUCGACACCGUUGAAGAAUUCUGGUGCUUGUAUGAUCAGAUAUUUAGGCCCAGCCAAUUGCCUGCAAAUGCUGAUUUUCAUUUGUUUAAGGCUGGGGUUGAGCCAAAAUGGGAAGAUCCUGAGUGUGCCAAUGGAGGCAAGUGGACUGUCGGCAUCAGCAGGAAGCCAGCUCUUGACACCAUGUGGCUUGAAACUCUGAUGGCUUUGAUUGGGGAGCAAUUUGAUGAAGCAGAGGAGAUAUGUGGAGUGGUUGCCAGUGUGCGUCAGAGACAGGACAGACUUUCUUUGUGGACCAAAAAUGCAGCCAAUGAAGCGGCUCAGAUGAGCAUUGGGAGGAAGUGGAAAGAGGUCAUUGAUGUAACCGAUAAGCUAUCCUAUAGCUUCCAUGAUGAUUCUAAAAGGGAAAGGUCAGCUAAGAGCCGUUAUAGUGUGUGAACGAACAUCAGCAUAAUGCAGCAGCAGGGAUGCAAUGGCAUUUUGCUAUAGAGUAGGAACUGAAGAGCGCAUGCACUUAUAGCUAUCAUUUGUAGACAUUUCUCGAAAUUUUUUGACUUGCAACAUGUCUCGUGUAAUGAUGUUUUUGUUUUCCGAGUUUGGUUUAGAGUCUGAGUGUGUUGGCAAAACGUUUCACGAUGCAGAAUAACCACCCCCCCCACCCCCCCAUUCCCCUUGCAGAUAUCUUCAUAUUCAUCCUCCAUAGUAAACAUGAGCUUUUGUUUUCAAAUUACUUCCGAAAUUUGCAAAGAGAAGUGUUAUUGGUUGGUUUUUACUUCUUCCUAA